AGUGAGACAAUAGCACCCUUUUACAUAAGUCUGCAAUGCGUAAUGCUCCCCUUGAUCAUGUCGGCAGAACGACCAAGAUCAUCAUUCCACAAGAUAGAAACCUGCGAUCAUAUUGCUAGAGCUUGAUUUACACCUGUUGAAAUCAAAUCUAUCUAUGUGAGACCCUGCAACCAUAAACCAGGGCGAAUACAAUCAUUCAAUGCAAACACCUUGCAGCAGACCACAAAACCUGGCAGCAAGGGACAACACAACACACUUUCAUUUCACCCAUAAAAGCCAUGGAGAAAUUUCUAUCUUCUUCCUCUUCUCUUAACACUAACCUCAAACUCAAACCCUUUUCUUUUCUCUCUUCAACUACUCCUUUUCGUUCCAAAACAUUCAAUUUUCUUCCUUCAAUUUGUUCUUCCUUCAACCAUGAAAACCCUUCUCCUUUUUUGUCUUCAGCUUCGCUUCUCGCUAUGCAACCUAAAAACUCACUUUCUCGUCUCACCGAUUCUAGGAGCCCCGUAAUUGAAUCUCAACCGCUAAAUCACAUCAAUGUCGAUGCUGAUUUCAGAAAACCAAAGGGAAUAACAGUUCAGACAUGUGUAAUACUCUCUACUCUUGAUGUGCUCUUAAUUCAACCAGUUUUCGCACCAGUAGCUUUUGCAACCUUUCAAAGUACCGCCAAGAUCGGUGGUCCUGCAAUUGGUGGAAAACUUAUCCACGUCGAGCUCCUAAGUAGUGCUUGGACAUGUUUCUUUGUUGGUUGCUUACACACAUUAUCAGGCCCUGACCAUCUUGCAGCUUUGGCUCCAUUAUCAAUUGGUCGCACUCGAACGGAGAGUGCUCUUGUUGGAGCCCUUUGGGGUUGUGCCCGUGAUGCUGGCCAAUUAAUCUUUGGCUUAAUAUUUUUGCUCCUUAAAGAUCAACUUCACAUUGAAAUUAUCCAAACAUGGGGCACUAGAGUGGUGGGCAUUACCUUGCUAGUAAUCGGUGCUAUGGGAAUCAAGGAAGCUUCAAAAGUUUCUACUCCAGCUGUUGCUGUAGGAAACAGUGAAUUCGACGUCAGCGUGUAUAAAUCACUUGAUAAUCCUGUGGUAGGAAAUAAAAAGAAGAUUGGUUCUGCUACUUUUGCCACUGGAACAGUUCAUGAAUUGCAACCAAACACAAAUCCUGCAGGACCUAUUACCAAACAUACCAAACCAUCUCCAUCAUUGUUAAACAUCAAAAUAAAUGUAAUUAAUAAACACACCGGUUGCAGUAUACAACAAACAAAACCAUAACUGACAGUUCAACAUGAUAAUUUAUUAGCACAUAAUCCUAAUUCUUGACCUUUCUAUAAACUAACCAGCAUGUCUACUCACAAAUACAAUUUUCCAAUCAAACCAUCGGCGUACCAGUUCAAGGUUCACACAACCUACAAAUUAACCAAAGCAUGACAAUGAUAUGUAUCAAGUAAAAAACCACUCAUGCCAAUUGCAAUGCAGCCGUAGCAUUCAAGCUAAAGCAUACACCAACAUGCCAAG
Molecule: messenger RNA, 1508 nt
Organism: Lathyrus oleraceus (garden pea)
Lineage: Eukaryota; Viridiplantae; Streptophyta; Magnoliopsida; Fabales; Fabaceae
Exons: 1
Coding region: 279-1265 (328 amino acids)
Source: RefSeq, a predicted model, not a curated record